Molecule: messenger RNA, 10370 nt
Organism: Mya arenaria
Lineage: Eukaryota; Metazoa; Mollusca; Bivalvia; Myida; Myidae
Product: adhesion G protein-coupled receptor L3-like
Exons: 23
Coding region: 507-3917 (1136 amino acids)
Biological process (GO): cell surface receptor signaling pathway; adenylate cyclase-activating G protein-coupled receptor signaling pathway
Cellular component (GO): membrane
Molecular function (GO): G protein-coupled receptor activity; carbohydrate binding
Source: RefSeq, a predicted model, not a curated record
GUCUUACUAUUUUGUCACAUCAUAUAACAAAUUAACUUCCCUUGUGUCACCGAGUUGACAGGCAUUGACAAAGACUUGGUGAUUUUGCGCUGGAAGAGAUAGCACAAUAGUAAGAAGCUGGGAGGUGUAUGGGCUAGUUUGUGGAGUGGGGAAGAGUGUGGCACGAUUGACAGAUAGAUUCAUCUAAAACCGACUGGCUGGCGGGAAGGAGUAUUUUGAAAGGUGCCUAGUUGAAGAGAAUGCAUUUUAUUGAAAGCACAGGUGGAAAGAAUUGAAAACCAGGUGACGCAUUUUGAAAACGACAGUUGGUAGUUUGUAUUUGACGCCAAAUUGAAUUCAAAAGUGCCGUGUAAGAUAUAGAAAUCUUAUAACAGAGUCACAGCAGGAUUAUUAAUUAUAGGUUUUCAAAGGAACUUAUUCAGUCUUGAAUAUUUAAAAGGAAAGAAUAGAGUGUAAAAUUUGGGUUUUUUUUCCUGAGGAUUAUGUAGACCUGACUGGAAGUCGUCAUGGAAGGAUACGUUAUAUGGUUUAUUCUACUUUUGGGAGUGGUGCAGUGCCUAACAGCAGAAUACCCUGCCCGCUAUCCUGAGAAUGAGAAACGUAAGAAUUUUGCGUGCGAGAACAGCUUCGUCAAUCUUCAAUGCAAGCUUCCGGGGGAGCGGAUCCGGAUCCUGCUGGCAAACUAUGGGCGGUUCAGUUUGUAUGUUUGCGGUAUGGGUGGUAUCGACAAAGACUGGAAUGUGCAGUGUAGUGCAGAGGAGUCCAUCAGUAUCAUCAGCCAGAGGUGUGACGGAAGGAUAAAAUGCUCGUUCCGCGCGUCUGACGAUACUUUCGGAGGUGAUCCAUGUCCAGGAACCAAAAAAUAUGUAGAGGUGCAAUAUUACUGUGAAAGAGUUGAGGAAAAUGGAACAUCGACUGCCCCUUCCACCACCGCUCAAAAAGUUACAACAGGUCAACCUCCCCCAGUCAGCACAGAGGGGCAGGAUUACCAUGUGGGGACCACAGAGCCAGGGGACAGGGACCAUGGGAAUGGGUCAUCUCUGUGUAAGGGUCGGGAGGAGGCGGGGCUAAUAUGGCCGUCAACAAUGGCGGGGCAUACACACAAGGUGAUAUGUCCCCAGGAUCAGACAGGUGCUGCUGCAUGGCGGUGUGGGUCUGAUGGUCAGUGGGCGGGCAGUCCUGAUCUCUCUGACUGUGUCUCAAUGUGGAUGGAGAAUAUCCAGGCAAUGAUUGAUACUGACCAGCCAGCUGACGAGGCAAUUAAAGAGUUGAACAGUAAGAUCAAAGGGAAAUCACUGCAGGCAGGUGAUCUAAAAAGGGCCACAAUUCACGUGUUACCGGGACUGAUUACCAAGAUGAAGAAAGAGAUACAGUCUGACAUGUCGCUGCAAGACAGGAGGAAUAAAGUACACAGCUUCAGUAAGGCCAUAGUGAAGUCUGGCAGCAGUCUGCUGGACCAGACUCAGCAUUCAUCCUGGCAGUUGUUGGAUUCCAAAACCCGCAAACAGUCUGCCACAUGGUUGAUAGUAUCCCUUGAACAGAUGGCACUCGAGGUGGCUGCUACUAUCAACACAGAAGAGACUGUUUCAUCAUCAGAACUUAACAUAGUGAUGGAGGUAAGCGUGAUUCGACCAGAGAGAUCACUGACUACAAACAUGCAUCUUCCCAGAAUGCAGUAUGCAACCGACAGCCCUGAAAGGCAACAUGACGUUAGCCUGCCCAUAGACAGCAUCAUGGGAAUUUCCUCAUCUGAUGAUGUGACAGUCACUUACCUACAGUACAACAACUUAGACACCCUCAUGGACCCAUCAUCAAACCCAACCCUGACAAGCGAAAACACCACUCGUUACAUCAACUCUGACGUAAUAUCUGCCUCUGUCACCAAACAUUCCCGCACGGCCAAGAUCAGUCAUGCUAAAACGCGACUUACACGCCCAAUGACCUACACACUCUCGCAUAAUGACAAGGACCUGAAAGAUCAGAUACCUGUCUGUGCCUACUGGAGCUAUAAUGCAAGCACUCUACAGGGAGAUUGGAGCACUGAGGGGUGUUGGGUUGCCGAAUCAAACAUAAUGUUCACUACAUGUCAAUGUGAUCACCUUACAAACUUUGCUGUCCUCAUGGACGUCACUGGAACUAAGCUAAACCUUUGGCACAUGAUGUCCCUACAAGCUAUCACAUAUGUGGGAUGUACCGUGUCCAUUAUUUGCCUACUCAUGUGUUUCAUUUCAUUCACCAUAUUCAGGAACCUGCAGUCAGACCGAAACACCAUACACAAGAACCUGGUGCUCUGUCUCAUGUUAGCAGAGCUUCUUUUCCUGUUUGGCAUCGCAAAAACUGACCCUCCUAUGGUGUGCUCAGUCAUUGCCGGUUUCCUGCAUUUCUUCUUCCUGUGUGUGUUCUCAUGGAUGUGUCUAGAGGGCAUCCAACUAUACUUCAUGUUGAUCGAGGUGUUCGAGGCUGAACGUUCCAGGAAACGAUGGUUCUACUGCUUCGGCUAUGGUAUGCCAGCCUUGAUAGUAGCAAUAUCUGCAGCUAUUGACCACACUGGCUAUGGAACAGAAACGCAUUGCUGGUUGCGGACAGACAACUACUUUGUCCUCAGUUUUGUGGUUCCUGCUGCUGUUGUUAUUCUGAUUAACAUUGUGAUGUUGAGUAUUGCUGUGUAUAUGAUGUGUCGCCAUGCGGGCGUGACUGCUUCAUCCAUCCAGGCUCGACAAAAAGGAAAACUGGAAAAAAUGGGAAAUGGCAAAAGCAACAGUAUUGUAAGUGACGAUACAACAAGUGUGACAUCAUACGACUUGCCCACCUGGUUGAAGGGUUCUGCUGUGUUGGUCGUCCUCCUGGGCCUCACAUGGACAUUUGGGUUUGUUUAUGUGAAUGCAGAUACGGUGGCUGUGGCAUACUUGUUCACCAUCCUUAACUCUUUACAAGGCCUCUUCAUCUUUAUUUUCCACUGCUUCAUGGACAGAAAGGUAAAGAAGGAAUGGCGACGUGCUAUCUACAAGGCCAAGUGGUUGCCCAUGUGUUGCCGUAUCAACUUGGGUGGUUACCAUGGAACCAUGUCAUCACCCACACCCACAUCCUCCUCUGGUGGAAAUUACUUCAUAAAGUUCUGGAGCAGCCGGAAACGUAAGCGUUCAUCAACCAGCUCAGCUACAGGCAAACAUCGUAGAAGUGACCUAGACAGCUUCUUGCGAUCAGACACCAGCAGUGGCUGCACCGUCGGUACUGCGCUGAAUCGGUAUAGCAACCAGAGUGAAAAGCUUCUGCCCAAUGGUGGAAAUGUGUACUGUUCAAUGCCAACUCAUUUUGAGGGUGGCAUUGUUGGUGAUCUUUCGGUAGUGGAAGGUUCAAUAGUUGACAGUGAGUAUAUGACAGAAUAUUGCCAACACGCGCUGCAGGUCACGAAUGAGAAGAAAAAUUAUUCUUCCGGGGAGGAAGAUUCUGACGUUGAUGACAAAGAUAAUAUUUCAAUAAGUAAGGAUAGAUUGUCACUUCUGUCGAAGGAAUCCAUGCCAAAACUGAACGCAGAUUUUACAUCAGAUAAUGAGGAAGGAAAAGUAAAUUAUGCAGUAUUACAGGAGGGCAAGACUGUAAAGAUGGCGGCACAGACAGAGAGUGAGAGAGCUCUCUUCAAUGAUUUAUUGAGUAUGUACAAAACAAUGGAUGGGAAAAAUGAGGCACUUAUCCCCACAGUAAGAGUCUGCACCUCGCAUCAAAAACUGGAGAGUGGGGAGGGGCUUGGGUGUGAAAAGGGUGAAAAUAAAGACAUUACAAAGAGUGCACCUAAUCUGAAAGCCCCAACAUUCUCAGCAUAUUCCAAUCAAACACUCGACACAACGUCAGAACCUCUUUUGGGCAGUAUGCCUGAUGUGGCUGUGGCAGUUGAACACCAGGAGUUUAUUGAAGAAUAGUAUUCUUCAUAGUCAUUGUGAUGUGACAAAAGGUCAAAUAUUACUCUGUGAACAUAAUUCAUGUCAUUUGUCCAUUGUUUAUUCAUUGGGUUUUAAUAUUCAUAAUUUUAAUAUUCUGUUUUUUACUCUUUAAUUAUUCAAGUUGUCUUUUUUUACAUUUAAAGUUCUUCCAGACUAACAACACAUUACAUAAAGCAUUUUUUUAAACUGUCAAAUUUAAAAGAUUGAUACAAAUAUUUGUCAAACUAAAACAUAAUAAAUCUUAUAAUCUUUGCAAUGUGCUAUUAUACCAGAUUAUUUGCAUAUUCUUCAACAAACAAAAAAAUAAUUGUCAGUUAAACAAUUGUACAUGUGAAUAAUGUAGUAGAUAAUUCCUUUUCAUUGCAGUGGGUCUCACUUCCGCCAAAAUGCCCAGGCCAAAACUGCUUAGAUUUAUGUCACCAUCUCAUCAUGUCAUUCUAGGGCUAAAUAUAUAUAUAUAUGUAUCUUUUGUAGCUGACAUACCAUGGUUUGAAUUUUAUACAGAUAAACAUGCACUAAUAAGUCUUUGAAACUUCCAUUAAUGGUAAAUCAAGUAUGAGGGGUGUUCGGAAAGUUCAAGAACAAGUGCCAUAACAUUAUUAUUUUUUAAUAUUUGUACACAAUUCUUUAAACAUACAUAGCUCUAUAUACCUUUUAUUUGUUUUCAGAAGGAAAAUUACAAAAUUAAAAAUAGAUGCUAGUUAUUAUCACCAUAGAAACUUAAUGUAAACAUGAGUUGGGCAACUAAAUGUAUAAAUAAUUAUAGAUCUAUGUCAUAAUAUUGGACACAAUUCACAUGUCAAAUUUUCUCAAAAUAUGCCCCAGAGUACUUCACACACUUCUGGUGGCUGUGAACCCAAGUUUUAAAGCUGUUGGUAUUUUCCUGAUACACUCCUGAAUAACCACUGGCAGGUCUUUGUUGUCGUCGAAACCUCUCAACUCGUUCUUGAUGAUGGGAAAAAGCCAGAAGUCACAUAUGGUGCUAGGUCUGGAGAGUACGAGGAAUUUUGUAGGGUUUUAAUAUCUGAUCCAGCUAGUGUUGUCUCAGUAACAACAGACAUAUGGGGUGGUGCGUUGUCAUGGUAUAGAUAGAAUUUGCCGACAAUCUGGCCUCUUCUUUCUAUAUGCUCUUAUCAAGUCACGCCGCAGUAUCUAAACGCGGUAAUUUUGCAUUUAUUUUUAUGCUGAACUAGUUAUUAAUGCUAGAUUUACAUGUAGUCUCUUAUAUUAUGUUAAAACAUUAAGUAUAGCCUAUAUAAAUUUAAAACAAACUCAUAGUUCUACAGUCAAUUUUGAUGUUGAUGUAAUAGUGCCCUGCUCACGCUUACCUGAUAUUACCAUAACAACAAAAUAAAUUCUAUAAAUCAAAGAAUAUGUGUUAGUGUUGUGCCGAUCAUAGAUUAUAAUCGACAAUUGAUCGGAAAGGCCUACGUCGACAACAAUCGAUAGUGAAAUUUGAACAGUCAAUUAUAGUAAAAGGGAUGUAAUCGCUACCGACUAAUUUUCUUUUUCUGAUUAAUGCUAGUUUAUGUUGAAAUGUUAAGGUGUUUCUAUGUUCGUUAUUUAGUCAUAUUCUUAUCAGUAAGUCAGUAAGUCACUACAUAACCUUAUUAAAAAAUUCUUUGUAAUUUAACAGCUAAAGGAUUGGUUCUCAACUUAUCAUGUUUGUGGUUUAAAAGUGAUUUUUAAAACAUGUAACCAUUUACUUUUUAUGUAAUUAAGUAGUUUCUCAGUUUUCUGAAAGAAAAUGUUCUUGUAAAACAUAUAGAAUAUUCAACUGCUUUUUAUACUUGUUACUGACUAAUUAUUAAAAGAAAUUGAUAUUAUUUUGUGUGUUUUACACAUGUAUACAAUACUUAAUGCAAGACAAAAGAUAGAGUUGGUCCAUUUGGUCUUAUGUUCUGUAAUAGUAACUUGUAAACACUAAAAGAGAGUCGCGUUCUGAAUAAAUAAUGUUAUUUAUACAAAUAAAUGUACAAGCAAUGUUAUAAGGGAACAUUGGUGCUAAAAACUGGUAAAUGUACUGUAUCUGUAUGGCUUAAUAUGAUGACCAAAGAUAAAUAAAUAAUGAUUAAAUCGAUUAAUAAUCGAUCAUUGAUUGGUUUCAUAAACCAAUUAUCGAUAGUAUUUUUUUUGUCCGAUUCCCAACACUUAUAUGUGUAUGGAUAAUAUUAAUGUAUAGAUGUGUAGGAACAAAUACUGAAAAAUUCAUACGAAAAUGUCAAGAAAUAAAAAAUAUGGCAGCAUUUGUCCUAAAACUUUCAGAACACCUCUCGUAUUUCCUUUGAAAAUGUGGGUUUUUUAAUCAGCAAUGUAUACGAAGAACUUUUCCUUUAUCCCUAACAUGGUUUUACCAUGUUCCGAGUGUACUCUUAGUUCAUAGUAUACACUAAGUUCUGAGUUUACACUAAUUUCGAAGUAUACACUAAGUUCUGAGUAUACACUAAGUUCUGAGUAUACACUAAGUUCUAGAUAUACAAUAAGCACCAAGUAUACACUUAGUUGUGAGUAUACACUAAGUUCCCAGUAUACAUUAAGCUCAGAGUAUACACUAAGUUCCCAGUAUACAUUAAGCUCAGAGUAUACACUAAGUUCCCAGUAUACAUUAAGCUCAGAGUAUACACUAAGUUCCCAGUAUACAUUAAGCUCAGAGUAUACACUAAGUUCCCAGUAUACAUUAAGCUCAGAGUAUACACUAAGUUCCCAGUAUACAUUAAGCUCAGAGUAUACACUAAGUUUAGGGAGUACUCUCAAGUUCCGAGAAAUAUCACUAAUAACUGUUUUGCUUGUUGUGUACAGUCAGUGUUUUCUUUUACCAUUCCAUACCUGUGUUGAUUGUGACAUGCCUCAGAUUUUACAAUGCAUAAGACCAUGUAGUUCUUUGCUACCAUCCCAUCACAUCAACCCAAUGUUUACUAGCAGUUUCUGUCAACAUUUACAAUGAUGAUUAUUAAAUGAGCUAAAGAACUGUUAUUUUACUACUAUUUUAAGAACUGUGUUAUCUACAGAAAACUGAGAGUCCAUUGUUUUAUUGAGGAAUUUCAUUGUUCUUGUUCUAUGAAAUAAUGUAUAUUUUCGUACACUUUUUGUACCGAGGUUGUGAAGAAUAUGACCUUGAACAUGUUGGUUGUAACAUUAUAUUAAGGAGAAAAUGAUAACAUCACCUUUCUUUGUGCAAUACUUGUUGUACUAUACACGUGUGAUCAUUGGUGUAUCAUAGAAAGCAGUAGCAGUGUAGCAUUCCUCACUACUAUUUUACACAUAGUUAAUUUUAGGGGAUUGUAUCUCCAAAGUGACCUUGUGCAUGUACAUUGUUAAUGUUUACAACAAAAUAAUAGUAUUUGGAGUCAAUGACCAGAAUGUGUCAUGUUUAAGAAGUGGUCUAAAGUUACAAGCAGGGUGAUAAGAUAAUACUUAGACAGAGUUAUAAUCUGGAUUAUGUGUGUGUGCGUGCGUGUGUGCGUGCAUGCGUGCGGGUGUGGGUGUGUGUGUGUUAAUGCUUGAAUAAUGACAAUUAAUGACCAAUUAUGAGCUAGAUCCCCAUAAAGGCAGAAUAUUGUGCUAUCUUUAGAUUCCAAUAUUCAAGCUGCGUUGAAAGAAUGAAUUAACUGCCAUUAUUUAAGUCUUAAGCAAGAAUGUAUUUCUGUUAAUGCAUAACUUUGUACUGCACACAGAACUUGUAUGCCAAAGAGUACAUAGGGUGAGCAAGGUCAUAUCUCAUUCAAAAGGUUGUGAACAUGUACAUAGAAACUUUGUAAAUAUAAAUGAUAACAUUUGUCAUGUGUACAGUUUAAAACUACAUUUUCAUAUGUUUAUACAGUUGUGUCUUUUAAUUAUGUUUCAAUUUCAUGAUAAUGAUUUUCUGAAAUUGAUGGUUGCUAAAAUCUUGCAAUAACAAUGGAAACUGUUUUAAAGUACUUACUAUUGUGAAUUGCAUCAUGAUGAUUUUGUGACACUGAAAAUAAAGUUUUUACCUUCUAUUUUUAUCUAGUUCAUGUCCUACUCACCAUUUAUUUUCACAAUUGGCAAUGAUCGUGGAAUUAAAAAAAAGAAAAAAUACUAUUUAAAGCAUAUGAUGUAUGUUUUUAGCUCUACUGGCCAAAGGCCAGAAGAGCUUAUGCGAUGGUAAUGUGUACGUAGUAUGUGCAUCCGUGCGGUCGUGCGUUCGUGCGUCUGUAAACAAUUGCUUGUGAACACGAUACAGUCUUCAGUUUUGAUUGUAUCUCGAUGAAACUUGUACAGUAUCUAGAUAUCCAUUAGAGCUGGGUUCCUUUCGAAAACCAGCCAGAUCCGCCCAUGCAUGCCUAGAUUAUGGCCCUUGAUAGUAUAAAAAAAUGCUAUUGUGUAAACAAUUGGUUCUGAACAUGAUACAGUCUUCAGUUUUUAUUGUAUCUCAAUGAAACUUGUACAGUAUCUAGAUAUCCAUUAGAGCUCGGUUCCUUUCGAAAACCAGCCAGAUCCGCCCAUGAAUGCCUAGAUUAUGGGCCAUGAAAGUUUUAAAGAAAUGCUCUCUAUUUUUAGCCAGGUCUGCAUGAGCGAAUUCUAUUUUUAGCCAAGUUUACAUGUAGAUGUAAAUUCAAGUCUAGAGUUAAGGGAGACAAUUUGCAAGUAUAGGAUUUUGAGAGACAAUAUGCUUUUUGCUUCUGCAGCUGAUUUUGUGAAUUACUUUGCCUUGUUCUUGUUGAAAGCCCAAAGGCCAUUUUUUAGCUUUAAGUUCUGUAGUUUGCGCAUUCAUCUUAACAAAAUUGGUUGUGAAUGUUGAAGUUAUGCACCUGGUGUCAUUACUGGCCACACCCAGGGUUCACAGGUUUGGUAAACAUAAAUCUGGAAAGGUUUGAAAAUCUUUUUGUGUGUUCGUGCAUCCAUCUCAGCACAAUUGAUUGUGAAUAUUUGUUCAAAUUGAUCAAUGUUGUCCUAGGAUGCCCUUGACUUGACCUUUUGACCAACUUUUUUAACUUUUAAAACCACAGAAAUUUUUACUAUGAGUACAGUUUUGAAAGCAUUUUUUUUUGUCAGAUGACUUUUACUUGGCACAUAUUAAAAUAGUUCAUGGAACUAAUCUGCUUACACAACUUUCUGGGCUCAGAUGUUGAACGUGCUACGUUUUCAGGUAAGCCAAACACAAAACAUAAAGUAUAUGUCUGUUGCCUUUUACCCAUACAUACAUGCUCUGGAUUGAUAUGACCACAAAAGCCAUGCCAGUAGAGCAUAGGCCCUUUUGGGCCUCUUGUUUAUUAUUAGCACUUAACUUAUGAUAUUAACAUAAAAUCAUGUCAGAUGUAAUUUUUGUAUUUGUGCUGUUGUUUUAUUAUCAAUCAAAAACAUUUUGCAGGACCAGUUAAUGAAUGCUUGAUUAAUUUUUAUUCCAUUUUAUGUUUUUACCUUGACUAUUCAAAGAAUAAGGAGGCUUUACUACUCGCACCGGCUUCAGCUUCCAGUUAAAGACUGUCUUACAAUUAGGUUACAUAACUCCAUAUUUAUCCUAAAUACAUAUAAUGGCCCUUGUUUUACUUUCUUAUUGCUUUUUUUAUUGCUUUUGACAGGCACAUUUUCAUAUUUUUUAACCAGGUUUUCACAAAAUGAAAUUGGUUAUUAGAAUGAUGUGCAUCGUUGUUUGGGCAGGAGAGCGGCGUCACACUCACCUAUGGUAUAGAAUAAUUUUAGUUAGGUUUGAAAUCUAGUGAUCAAACUUGGUUACAGGUAUAGGGAGGCCCCUAGGAUCAAGAUCAAGGCCACUUGUAAAAAUGGUUGGUACUGAAUAACUUUAGUUAGGGUUGACAUAUUACGACCAAUCUUGGUAAAUAGUAAUAAUUUAUAGAUACCUUUCAUGAGUUUAUGUUUGGCGCCCAAGUAAUUGUCAAGGUCAAGGUCGAUGUUGCUAAAAAUUAAAAAAAUGGUUGUACUGAAUAACUGGUGAGGGUUGACAUAUUGCCACCAAACUUGGUAUGUAGGAAGAGUUUUUGGGGGACUUUCAUGGGGUUGCAUUUGGGGCCCCUAGGGUCGAGGUCAAGGUAACCUUAAGGUACAAAAAAUAGAAAACGCAGUUGAAACCGAAUCUCACAACAAAGGCUGAAGUUCUUCUGUCAAUCAUUGAAAACCUGGUUUUGUGUCGCAUUGCACUGUUUCUUUUUACAUUUUAAUUUGACUUUUUUUUAUUGCUUUUGACAGGCACAUAUUACAUCAAUAUUGUAUUCAUUUCUAAGACAAAGCGGCGUAUAGUCGAGAAUGCUGUCCUAUGACAGCUCUUGUUUAUAUUAAAGAUUGUUUAUCAAAUGCUGUUUUAAAUGAAAAGGUUUUUUUUAUUUAGAAACACAUUGCCAAAAAAUCUAUUGAAAAUAUCUCUGUAGAUAUAUUCUUCUUUUAUAUUUGUUCACUUUUUGUUUUGUUUCUAGAAAUAAUUUGUAAUUCUUAUGAAAUACAGUUUUAUUAACA